GUGGAUGUGGCGACUGUGCGGUCUGUCCCGUUUUCACCGGGACCCGUGUUGGUGGUGAGCCGCCGCGGAACCGUUGUGGGAGUGUCGCACGUACGCGAGGAUAGUUUGCCCUGGAUUUUUCAAUCAUUUGCGAGAUAAGGCUCCCGGACCUCCUUCUCCUCCUCCUUGUCGUCGUCGUCGACGCUGCCCUCCCUUCCUCAUCCUCCCGGUUUUUCUUCCUCUCUCACCUCCGUGCUUUAUCCGCGGGGUAGAGGCUCCGUUAACCGGAGAGGACUGAACGCAGCGCGGAGGCCCCCCGGCCCCCUCCCCCACUCUCAAACCAUCUCCCUCUCAUUUUUCCUCUUCUUCAAUAUAACAAUUUUUUCCUCAAAGAAGUAGGAUUGAGGGGAAUAUUUCAUUUUUAGCCGCCCUUUUCCCGCGGCCGCCCGAGCGCAGUGAUAUUUUUGUCGUUUUUCCUUCUUUCUGAAGCCCCGACGAGGCCGGGCUGUGUACAGUAAAGCAGUGGGGAUGACUUUAGAGUCGAUGAUGGCCUGCUGCCUGAGCGAAGAGGCCAAGGAGUCAAAACGAAUCAACGCCGAAAUCGAUAAGCAGCUGCGCCGGGACAAACGCGAUGCAAGACGGGAGCUGAAGCUGCUUCUACUCGGAACUGGUGAGAGCGGCAAGAGUACGUUCAUUAAACAGAUGCGCAUCAUCCAUGGCGCCGGAUACACAGAUGAGGACAAGCGCGGCUUCACCAAGCUGGUGUACCAGAACAUCUUUACCUCCAUGCAGGCCAUGAUCCGCGCCACAGAGACCCUGAAGAUCGGCUACAAGUAUGAACAGAAUAAGGCCAACGCUAUGCUGGUGAAGGAGGUGGACAUCGAGAAGGUGAUGUCCUUUGACCACCCCUACAUUAAUGCCGUAAAGAUGCUGUGGUCUGACCCAGGCAUUCAGGAGGCCUACGACAGACGCCGAGAGUACCAGCUGUCAGACUCCACCAAAUAUUAUCUGUCUGAUCUGGAUCGUAUUGCCGAAUCUUCGUACCUUCCCACCCAGCAGGAUGUCCUGAGGGUUCGAAUCCCGACCACGGGGAUCAUUGAAUACCCAUUUGACCUUCAAAGCAUCAUUUUCAGGAUGGUUGAUGUCGGGGGUCAGAGGUCAGAGCGCAGGAAGUGGAUCCACUGUUUUGAGAAUGUGACGUCCAUCAUGUUUCUGGUGGCGCUGAGCGAAUACGAUCAGGUUCUGGUGGAAUCAGACAACGAGAAUCGUAUGGAGGAGAGCAAGGCUCUGUUCAGGACGAUAAUCACAUAUCCAUGGUUCCAGAACUCCUCAGUCAUCCUCUUCCUCAACAAGAAGGAUCUGCUGGAGGAGAAGAUCUCCUACUCACACCUGGUGGACUAUUUCCCAGAGUUUGACGGGCCCCAAAGGGAUGCCCAAGCUGCACGUGAGUUCAUCCUGAAAAUGUUUGUGGAUCUGAACCCUGACAGCGACAAGAUCAUCUACUCUCAUUUCACCUGCGCCACCGACACAGAGAACAUCCGCUUUGUGUUUGCAGCGGUGAAAGACACCAUCCUGCAGCUAAACCUGAAGGAGUACAACCUGGUGUGAGACCAGUCCCCACACCGAUCACAUGAUUAAGCAUUGAACAGGCACCCACAGAGCGUGCACACACACACAAACACACACAAACAACACACAUGCAUCAUGAACACACAGCUCUUUUCAUUUCUCUUUCCCAGCUUCCAGGGUUCUUCUCUUUCUGUCCAGUGGAAUCGGAAACAGACACAUCCUGCUUUUGUUUUUAUUUGUAAGUCUGUCCGCUCAUCCCCGGCAGCUCUCAUCUAAGGCUUCUCUUUCCCUUUAUCAAAUCUGAACGCCCAAAAAUUGGGUCGGAUUUGACAAAGGCUGUUAGACUCCAACUCGCCUUUCAAACGUUUAUGUAUUUCAAGGAAAACGUUGGAUGAGCGGAGCUACGUUGAGAAUUUUGAUCCGUUGGCCUGAUUAAAAACUGGAAGUGACGUUCCUUCCCCUUCCUGCACUAUCACUCGCUCUUCAAUCACGCCAUCUGCUCCAUGUGCGUUUCGGUUUUUUUCUUCUUCAGGAAUUCUGUCUGGAUCAAUGGAAUGGUUUUCACAGCCCUGCAAAAAGACGAGAAAACGAGAAUAAAAUAAUCACCACAAUAUAUUUACAUACUUGGACACAUGGACUAGUGCUGUGGUGCCAGAGGUUCCGAAAAUGGAAUUCUAGAAUUCUGAGGAUUCCGUGGGAUUCUAGAAUCCAGCAGGUUCCAGUGAUGGUGUGGAGAACCUUUCACUCGCAGAGAUGUGAUGAUUCUCUGGACGAGGCUAGUCUUCAACUCGCAUCGAUGAAUGUAAACUUCAUUGUGAGAGCAUCGCAAAUGCAAAAACCAACAAAAAAAUGUCACAAAAAAAAAAA
Danio rerio (zebrafish) is the source of this 2415-nucleotide messenger RNA. It is a transcript of the gene gna11b, whose product is annotated as guanine nucleotide binding protein (G protein), alpha 11b (Gq class). Gene Ontology annotation, biological process: G protein-coupled receptor signaling pathway; signal transduction. Gene Ontology annotation, cellular component: heterotrimeric G-protein complex; synapse; plasma membrane. Gene Ontology annotation, molecular function: GTPase activity; hydrolase activity; metal ion binding. The record is from RefSeq and is marked provisional. Lineage: Eukaryota; Metazoa; Chordata; Actinopteri; Cypriniformes; Danionidae.